This is a messenger RNA of Boeremia exigua, 1724 nucleotides long. RefSeq lists its product as uncharacterized. The coding region runs from base 262 to 1551 and encodes 429 amino acids. The transcript has a single exon. Lineage: Eukaryota; Fungi; Ascomycota; Dothideomycetes; Pleosporales; Didymellaceae. The record is from RefSeq and is a predicted model, not a curated record.
GUUUACACCCCCGGUUCCCCGCACUCAAUCAAUCUCGCCCUCGUGCACCCUACCACGGAAAACCAAGUACUCACAAACAUCUAAUAGUUGAGGAACACCAAAACCUCCACUACUUUACUACAAAAUCACUACAAAAGCUAUCUUAGCCUUAAGAAAAACAAAAAAUUGUAGGGAAAGCCUGUUCUACAUAUCUGUUGUUUUAGAUUCUCGUUACCUGUCCUGGUUUGUGCUGCGAUUUCGAAGGGAGAAUAGAACAGUUUUAUGAGUUCCUGUUUUUGUCGCGCACCGGGCUUACCAACUCACUACUUACCUUCUCCACCCCACCUUCCACCCAGAGCCAUGUCGAAACCGUCCAGCUUAUUCACCUCCUAUACCGACGCCGCCAGCACCUACUGGCCGCCCGGCUGGAACUUCCAGCGGUAUGCUCACACCACGCCCGCGGACAACGCCGCGCUGUCAGACCAGGAGCGCGCUAAGAUGCAGGCUGGCUUCCGCGAAGCGCUCGGCGAGGACGGCGUUAUGGAGAUGGCUCGCGUCGUGUGGCAGGAGCAGCUGCGCCGCAUGAAGCUCGAGAAAGAGUCUUCUUCUGCCGCCACCGCGUCGUCAUCGUCGUGUGCGCAGAAGCAGCAGCAGCAGCAGCAGCAAAAGCCUCCGCCACCUCCCCCCGACUGGCUCAAGACUUGGCGCAAACGGGCGGGCGGCGACGGCGGCGGGGCCUGGGGCUUCGUCGCGUUCUGUACUUCCAGUGCCGUUGCCGCCAUGCCGGAGUCGGACGUGGCCAAAUUUCGCACACAUGCACGGGAGAUGGCGGAGAUUCCGAUCCAGAAAGCAUUUGAGGAGGAAGGGCAGCGAGCCGACGAGAUCGCCGAGGCGCGACGCUCGUUCGAGAUCCGCUGGGUCGAGGUGGACGAUGACGAUGAAGACGCUAAGGGCGAGGAAGGAAAGGGCGAGGCGGGGACGGGAGGAGACUGGGUUGAGAAGGCGCGCGCCAGUUAUCGCACCAUGCGCGAGUCUGGCGUCCUUCCGUCAGGUCUCGAUUUGCCCGUCUUCCUCUGCGCUUCACCCGCCGCCGUGGCCUCGGUGCUGCGGACGUCGCCGGCGGAAGCGAAGGAGGUACACGAGGGCAAGCCGCGUUGGCGAUCCGGCGACGUCCCGUUCCUGCUGGUUGCGGCUGCGGAGACGGGGCAGGGGAUCGCCGAGGAGGACGACAAUGAAGAAGAAGAGGAAGAAACCGAGGUUGGCGGUGGGGAAAGGAGCUGGUUCAAGCCCGUUUUCAAAGCGGCCGUCGAGGUGCUGGUGGACGAGCUCUGGUGGGUCGUCGCGGAGCAGAUGACGUCGCUGGGCCAGAUGACAAGGUUCGUUCGGGGCGCGACGGUGGCUGAGGAGCAUGUCUCGACGACGGAAGAAGAGAAGCAAGGGGGGGGAGGAGAGGCGGGUGAUGUUGGUAGUGGACGGGCCGAGGAACCGGGCCAUGACGACGACGGGCUAGAUGACAUAUGGUGGACAGUCCACAUGCCGCCGCGUCAGAUGAGGAAGAGGCGGAGGGUCUGAGCGAGAUCUGGAUAUUGAAUCCGAAGAGCUACAUACCUGAUCUGCAACCAUCAGCCAAUGCGCAGGCAUUCCAAAUGUUCAUGCCAACUACUUGCAACUGCAGCUAUCCUCUACCUAGGUAGCAUGGACAAAUCAUUCAAAUUCCUUAAGCUAAGACCACCAGUGUGAUAGAG